Molecule: messenger RNA, 946 nt
Organism: Sciurus carolinensis (gray squirrel)
Lineage: Eukaryota; Metazoa; Chordata; Mammalia; Rodentia; Sciuridae
Gene: Rbp5
Product: retinol binding protein 5
Exons: 4
Coding region: 101-508 (135 amino acids)
Biological process (GO): fatty acid transport
Cellular component (GO): nucleus; cytosol
Molecular function (GO): fatty acid binding
Source: RefSeq, a predicted model, not a curated record
ACAUGUGGAGAACUGACCAGUGUCUGUCAGUACUCUCUCCCUCUUCACUCUGUCUCCUGUUUCUUCUGAAAUCUUGAUCUCCAUCCUGACCAGCAGAACAAUGCCUCCCAACCUCACUGGCUACUACCGCUUUGUCUCCCAGAAGAACUUGGAGGAUUACCUGCAGGCCCUAAACAUCAACGUGGCCCUUCGGAAGAUAGUGCUGCUGCUGAAGCCAGACAAGGAGAUUGACCAUCAGGGUGACCACAUGGUAGUGAAGACGCUCAGCACCUUCCGCAACUAUAUUAUGGAAUUUGAGGUGGGAGUUGAGUUUGAGGAGGACUUAAGGAUCGUGGAUGGACGAAAAUGCCAGACCAUAGUAACCUGGGAGGAGGAGCAUCUGGUGUGUGUGCAGAAAGGGGAGGUCCCCAACCGGGGCUGGAGACACUGGCUGGAGGGAGAAAAGUUGCAUCUGGAACUGACUGCCAGGGAUGCGGUGUGCAAGCAGGUCUUCAGGAAGGUCAGAUAGCCCGAGAGGAGCCAAGGCCCCUCCAGACAGUGCCAAUCCAGGCCCCUCUUGUUUGUGCCCCUUUCAAACCCAGAUCAGGUUUGUGCCAGGUCAGCGUUUCCAUCUCAGUCACUAUUCUCCCUGUGGGUCCCUCCUCAACCCUCUCCAUGUUAAUGGGUAACCUGCAGCCCCCAGGUCAAAGUCCUUUCUCUCACACACUCCACUGCCCAAUAAUGGCCCUACUUCCAGUUCAAGGUCUGGCCUCCUGGAUGGCAGAAGAAGGCAAAGGGGAAAGGACCCUUGAGAGUAACUAAUCUCCACUCUAUAGUUAAUUUGGCCUCUUAUUUUCCAUCUAAGAAAUAAACUACGGGCAUUUGAGUGUUCUUGAAAAUUCUAUCCUGCUGGAUCUUUUGGAAAACUGUGACUGGUUCAAGUGUUUAAAUGGACUCUACUGUUAGA